Arabis nemorensis is the source of this 783-nucleotide messenger RNA. The record is from the annotation of a GenBank genome assembly. NCBI's taxonomy places the organism in Eukaryota, Viridiplantae, Streptophyta, Magnoliopsida, Brassicales, Brassicaceae.
AUGGGUAUUCAUCAUACCAUCUGUGUUGACAUGGUGUUAGAAAGAUUAAGAAAUGCCCUAAUGGUUUUAGGGAUCUAUGAUGUCAUUCAUCUGUAUGUUGUUGUUGCUCACCGUGAACGUGUUAGCCUCGAACCUGCUUUGUUCGAAAACAACCAAAACAGACGUGCCUUUAGAAUUAAUGAUAAGAAAGGUAUAGCAUAUUGUGUUUGGACAAAGAGUGACAUUCCGAAGCAAGCGGUUGAUAGUCAUAUCAAUACGAGGCAUUUGAUUCUGUUGGCUACGAGUAGGCAAAUGAAAUUUUUUAAGGCACAUAUCAAUGGUGAAACACCAAAUCUAGGAAAAACCAUAAUUGUGUUCACAAGAGACUACGAUUACAACUUUACCAUUACAAGGCUCAAAAACUUAGGUUUGAGGGUUAUUUUGGUUACACAUGGAUGCAAAUGCAAAAUCAAGGGUGUUGAAAAAUGUAGGUUUAGUGACAUGAUGAAUGGUAAUCCAGUUUGGAGAGGCACUCCAUGGAAUCCGGUUGUUGCUAAUCAUUUAGCGUAUAUUGCCUUGGAAGUAAUGUCCCUUGAAUAUUAUAAACUUCCUGCUAUAAUCGACACUGCUUGCAAGAAGAGGGCAUUAAAACCAAAACCACAGAAUUGGUUUCGUGGAGGAUCUUCUAGUAGUCAUUUUAGAGUCCACAUUGAGGAGAAAAGGAGAUGUGUCCUAAGUGCUCCAAGGUUUUCAAAACAGUUGAAGAUAUGGUUGAUCAUAUAUAUAAAUGUGCGUAGGGUUUAA